Suillus fuscotomentosus is the source of this 1008-nucleotide messenger RNA. RefSeq lists its product as uncharacterized. Bases 1 to 1008 code for a protein of 335 amino acids. The transcript is spliced from 11 exons. NCBI's taxonomy places the organism in Eukaryota, Fungi, Basidiomycota, Agaricomycetes, Boletales, Suillaceae. The record is from RefSeq and is a predicted model, not a curated record.
AUGUUCUUCCCUCCCCCCAUCACAAUUGACCUUCCACAGUUGCCUUUGGAAAACAUGGAGGAACUCGCGGUCAGCCACCUGUCCUGGUUUGCAGGACAUGACACUGAGAAACACACCAACCUUGGUGUCCAGGAAUGGAUUACAUUCCAGGGUUUGCAUUGUGAUGAAUCUGCUUACGAUCAAGAUGCAUGGAGAAAGUUGGUCAAGGACCAACAGACUAAGGAUCUCAUAGGAUCCAUAUUAGAUACCAUUGGAUCUUCUCAUGACAGUCCACAGCCAGAGAGAGUUCGGGAAGGCACGAAUAUCCUGCUGAAAGGGGCCCUAGGAACGGGCAAAAAGACAGUUGCGCAUGCUAUCUGCAACAUGCUCAAGCGCCCGAUGCUUGACAUUCGGGCGAAUGACAUCCCACUGACGUGCGACAAUGUGCAACCUUGGGCCGCCAAACUAGCAUCGCUUGCAAUAGAGUGGAAUGCGGUAGUGGUCGUAGACUGCGGAGAUUAUUUCAUAAAUUCUGAAUGUGCAGGGGGUGAAGAACGCAUCAAUUUGAUGGUUCAAGAAUUUGAAUCGCCCGGAUGUAUCUGUCUGUGGCCCGCGGUGUUGACGGACGAGCAGCAGGCACUACUCAGGCCGUUCUCGGCCACCAUCAGAUUCCCCGAUCUCGAUCUGGUAGCCCGUCGCCGACGUUGGCUACAACUCUUUGGCCGAGAUGACCUGGCGGUAGCUAUCUCUAGCGGCAAGCACGCAUCCGUCCCUAGUGUGAGGGACACGGAGGCGUUGAACUUCCUUCGGGAGAUUGAGAAAAUCUCUUGGUACGAACUCGAUGGAGCUGAUAUUGAAAAUUUCAUGGAUUUGGCACGAAGCUUGUCUGGAGGACGAGAUCCAACCCCCCAUGACGUAAAGGAGUAUGUCAAGGUCUGGGGUGUGCCCCUUUCUGUACGGAGCAAGGUGGCGCGGUUUUUCGCACUCCGUGACAUGCAUCCGCCCCACUUGGCACUUUAUGGCACAUGA